GCGCGGGCGGGGCGGUGCCGCCGCUGUUGCCGUCCGGUGCCGUAGGAGAAGGUCGCCCGCUCGCCCGCUCGCUCCGGGGGACUCCCAGGAUCUCGCUCAGCCGCUCGCGCCGUCCCGAGCACUCGGGGACAUGUCGAGGUGGGCGGAGGCCCGGCGGGCCGGCGCCAGACGGCGGACGGCGGCCGCGGCACACGCGCCCUCCUCGAGCUUUCCCCGGAGACGCCUCCCUUUACACGCGCCCCGAGCCUGAAGGCGCUGCCACGGCGAGGAGGCACCGAUAGGGAGCAGGACGCGCCGCCGCUGUGCCGGGAGCUCCCGGGAGGAGGAGGAGGAGGAGGAGGAGGAGGAUGAAGCUGCUGGAGAACUCGAGCUUCGAGGCCAUCAACUCCCAGCUGACCGUGGAGACCGGCGACGCGCACAUCAUCGGCAGGAUCGAGAGCUACUCGUGCAAGCUGGCGGGCAUCGACAAGCAGCUCUUCAAGCAGUUCUGCCAGGAGGGGCAGCCCCACGCGCUCGAGGCCCUGAGCCCGCCCCAGAGCUCCGGCCUCAGCCCCGGCAGGCAGGGGGAGGGCCCGCUGAGCGACACGUGCAGCCGCAAGACGCUCUUCUACCUGAUCGCCACCCUGAACGAGGCCUUCCGGCCCGACUACGACUUCAGCGCCGCCAAGAGCCACGAGUUCAGCCGCGAGCCCAGCCUCAACUGGGUGGUGAAUGCUGUGAACUGCAGCCUCUUCUCGGCCGUGCGCGAGGAUUUCAAGGCGCUGAAGCCGCUGCUGUGGGACGCGGUGGAUGAGGAGAUCUGCCUGGCCGAGUGUGACAUCUACAGCUACAACCCCGACCUGGACUCGGAUCCCUUCGGGGAGGACGGCAGCCUCUGGUCCUUCAAUUACUUCUUCUACAACAAGCGGCUCAAGAGGAUCGUCUUCUUCACCUGCCGCUCCAUCAGUGGCUACGCCUACACCCGGCCGGACACCGGGAACGAGCUGGACAUGGACCUGGGCGAGGGGGACGCCGAGAAGGGCGACAGCGGCGACCCCGAGGGCGGCGGCAUCGAGGAGGACAGGCUGCAGGUGAUGUGCAUGUGAGACUCCCGGCGGGAUCCGAGACACCGGGAACGGAACCGGCAACGGGAACGGAACCAGCAACGGGACUGGAAAUGGACUGGGAAUCAAACCAGCACCGGGAACGGGACCGGGAACGGGACCGGGAACGGGAAUGGGAC
Molecule: messenger RNA, 1222 nt
Organism: Motacilla alba alba
Lineage: Eukaryota; Metazoa; Chordata; Aves; Passeriformes; Motacillidae
Gene: MAF1
Product: MAF1 homolog, negative regulator of RNA polymerase III
Exons: 8
Coding region: 348-1085 (245 amino acids)
Biological process (GO): negative regulation of transcription by RNA polymerase III
Cellular component (GO): nucleus
Molecular function (GO): RNA polymerase III core binding
Source: RefSeq, a predicted model, not a curated record